Nannospalax galili (Upper Galilee mountains blind mole rat) is the source of this 939-nucleotide messenger RNA. RefSeq names its product olfactory receptor 1052-like. Bases 1 to 939 code for a protein of 312 amino acids. Gene Ontology annotation, molecular function: G protein-coupled receptor activity; olfactory receptor activity; odorant binding. Gene Ontology annotation, cellular component: membrane. The transcript has a single exon. NCBI's taxonomy places the organism in Eukaryota, Metazoa, Chordata, Mammalia, Rodentia, Spalacidae. The record is from RefSeq and is a predicted model, not a curated record. Gene Ontology annotation, biological process: G protein-coupled receptor signaling pathway; sensory perception of smell.
AUGGCUAACAAAAACGUCAGUGUGAUAACAGAAUUCGUCCUCCUGGGACUGACUGAUGACCCUGUGCUGAGUACCCUGCUCUUUGUGCUUUUCCUGAUCAUUUAUGUCAUUACUGUAGCAGGCAACUUGUGGAUUAUCGCAGUAAUUUUGACUACUGCUCAACUUCAUUCGCCCAAAUACUUUUUCCUUAGCCACUUAGCCUUCUUGGAUUUCUGCUAUUCAUCAGUCUUUAUUCCCAAAAUGCUGACAAACUACUUGGCGGGACAGAAAGCCAUCUCCCAACCCAGCUGCCUUCUGCAGUAUUCCUUUGUCAACAUGUUCCUGACUGCAGAAUGCUUCCUCCUGGCUUCAAUGGCCUAUGAUCGCUACAUUGCCGUCUGCCGCCCACUGCACUACAAAGGUCUCAUGACCCCCACAUUCUGCAUCUCCCUAGUGGCUGCUUCUUACCUGCUGGGCUGUGCCAACUCACUUACCCACCUGAGCAGCCUGCUCAGCCUGACCUUCUGUGGCCCCAACGUCAUUAACCAUUAUUUCUGUGACAUCCCAUUGCUCUUUCAACUUUCAUGCUCGGACACCCAGCACAGUGAGACUUUGUUUGUUGUCCUCUCUGGGGCUACAUCUGUGACUACUUUUCUGAUAGUAGUUAGCUCCUAUCUGGGGAUUCUUAUCGCUGUCCUGAAAAAAAAUUCCACCCGGAGCAAGUAUAAAGCUUUAUCCACAUGUACCUCCCACCUCACUGUAGUAACCCUCUUCUAUGGAACAGUGAUAUUUACUUACCUGGGAACCAGCUCCAGCUACCCACAAGAUGUAGCCAAAAUCAUGUCUGUGUUUUAUACCCUUUUGCUGCCCAUACUGAAUCUUUUGAUAUACAGUUUGAAAAACAGGGAAGCCAAAGAAGCCAUGAAAAGAAUGAUUAGGAGAAAAAUAUUUGCUCAGUGA